Messenger RNA from Racocetra persica, 618 nucleotides. Lineage: Eukaryota; Fungi; Glomeromycota; Glomeromycetes; Diversisporales; Gigasporaceae. The record is from the annotation of a GenBank genome assembly.
GACAACAAUCAUCUAAUAAACCAUCUUUCAAUAAUACAAAUGACCUUCGAAAAUCUAUGUAUAAAGAACAAUCUACUUCUUUUACGAAACGUUUAAGGAGAGUAUUUAGUUUAAGUAAUAUUAAACAAGAUGGUGCUACACAAAUUAUUUCAUCGACCUCAAAUCCAAGUUCACCAUCGCCUCUAAGUUCUCCUCCCAUUACUCCUAAAUUUUCUUCUCUUCGAGUAAAAGGAAAGAAUCAUAUAGAUAAUUUAGAUGUGAAUAAUAAAGAUAAUAAUAUAAAGCAAACUACUAAGAAUAGCAAUGUUGAUAAAGAUAUAUCUAAAAAAGAUAUCGAUGUUGCAACAAAUAAUAAUAAUAAUAUUGGUUCAACUUCUUCAUCAAACUCUCGCCGUCGUACAUUUAUGGAUCUUCAGUCAUUAUUCGCAAAGAAUGAUAAGAAACAGCACAAAGAACCUAAACAUCAGCAUCAAUCUUCACAACAAGAACGACAGCGACAAUUUCGAACUUCAUCUUCAGACCGAUGCCCUAGCCAAAAAAAGCGAUCUGAUGAUAAAAAUCGUAAUUCCAAGGACGGAACUGAUAAAGAACGUACCUCUAUAGAAAUUUUCAAAAAGG